Messenger RNA from Gymnodraco acuticeps, 2446 nucleotides. It is a transcript of the gene smtnb, whose product is annotated as smoothelin b. Gene Ontology annotation, molecular function: protein binding. Gene Ontology annotation, cellular component: filamentous actin; microtubule organizing center. The record is from RefSeq and is a predicted model, not a curated record. Gene Ontology annotation, biological process: actin cytoskeleton organization. NCBI's taxonomy places the organism in Eukaryota, Metazoa, Chordata, Actinopteri, Perciformes, Bathydraconidae.
GUGGGGAUGAGGAAGUGGAGAAGUCCGCCGACGGCUCCAGCCUCAGCCAAGUCACCAAGACCAGACCGCUUCGCUUCGUCUGAUGAUGGAAGCAGAUCAUCACGCAGCACUGUUGUUGAGUCCAGUUAUCUGCAGAAAACAGAUAGAGGGACACUCCAGUCAAAGUCAUACAGCUUCAGCUCUUCCACAUCAUCUUCCUCCUCCAACACAAGCAAAAAAGUGGGCAGUGUGUUUGACCGCGAGGAUGAUACAUCGUCUCGCAGCGGCAGCAGUGGAUUGGCCGCGGUUGAGCGGACUCAGGCGGAGCGGCGCAAGGAGCUGAUGAGGGCUCAGUCUCUGCCCAAGACCUCGGCCAUGACGGCCCGCAAAGCCAUGAUCGAGAAGCUGGAGAAGGAGGGAGGCGGCCCUGGAAAUCAGGCGGUCGCCAAGGUAAACAAGGUCCAGCGCUCCACCAGCUUUGGUGUUCCCAACGCAAACUCCAUCAAGCAGAUGCUGCUAGACUGGUGCCGUGCCAAGACCCGCUCGUAUGAGCAUGUGGAUAUUCAGAACUUUUCAUCCAGCUGGAGUAACGGCAUGGCAUUUUGUGCCCUGGUGCACAAUUUUUUCCCUGAAUCCUUUGAAUACGAGUCCCUGAGCCCGAGCAACCGCAGGCAAAACUUUGAGGUGGCCUUCAACACAGCAGAGAAAAUGGUGGACUGCCCUCAGCUGUUGGAUGUGGACGACAUGGUGAAGAUGCGCGAGCCGGAUUGGAAGUGUGUGUAUACGUACCUGCAGGAGUUCUACAGGGGGCUGGUGACCAAGGGCCUGGUUAAAACCAAAAACUCCUCCUAGAGUCGCACCUCAACUAAAACUGAACCCAUGGACGUACGCCAACUGCAUGCCUCUGCUGGAGGUGGAGGACAUGAUGAUCAUGGGUAAUAAACCCGACUCCAAGUGUGUCUUCACCUACGUCCAGUCUCUGGUCAACCACCUGCGCAGAUACGAGAUGUCCAUGGGUCGGCCCUGUCCCCUCUGACCUCUGACCUGAGGGUGAAGCCUGGACGUGGCAUCAUGGACAAGUUGGGGAUUGUGUGUGCGUGUGUGUGUGUGUGUGUGUGUGUGUGUGUGUGUGUGUGUGUGUGUUUGUGUUCGUUUGCGUAUUAUCUUUGUUGGCAGUGGUGAUGUGUUUUCAUUAUUUCAUUAACACAAAGUCCGUCUUUUUACAGCAAGAGGGCGGCAAAGUUUUUAUAAGACUACCUUUUCAAAGCUUUAAAAAUGUAAUAUUUUUUUACUCUGCUUUGUACUGGGAACAUUUUAACAUGCAGAAGCCGUGUUACCACGCUAGUGUACUACAAAAGAGAAAUCUUUGUAUAGUAUUUCCCCUUUAAGUUAUUUUUUACUAUAUCUCUGCCAUACUUUUGUAAUUAUAAACCUUGUUGGCAUAGCUGUAGGUAGUUCCACAAGAAGAAAAAUAUACCGUUCCGUUAUUUGGUUUUUAUCUCGGUACUUUUGAAUUGUUAAGACACUCUGGCUGCUUGAAGUAUUUGAAUUAAGUUAUUACGAUUCUGAUGUUGAUGUAACAGUUAGCAUAUUACUAUUUAAUACAGAGGCACAGGGAAGUCCUUCAUUGUUCAAAUGGAUGCAGCGAGUAAAUCUCACCUUUCUGAAUUUUAAAGUGCUACUGAGAACAUAUUUAACACUAUUUGAACUUUUUAAAAGUCACCUGUAUAAUAUUAUUCUAACAGUGAGUAUAUUUGCGGUCAAACAAGUUUUUUUUAUUCAGGUAUAUAGAAAAAAGAGGAGUGGGCUGAGGUCAUUCGGAUGACUUGUAUAAUGACUUGAUUUGUUUGUAUUGAUGGCAUAUUUAGAAAAACAAAAUGUGUACAGCAGUGCUGCCUCACCCCAGCAUCACUGACGUACUGCCACACACUCACACACUGCUCUUUUAGAGGGCUUCUUAUUUAUGCUUGAGUAGAUUUUGUUGAAAUAUAUUAUUUUUAUUUUGUUAGUGUGUAAAUCAUGCUUUGUUCAAAGCGUCAAGCUCAAGCUAUUAGGAUGUUUUGUUGAACUAAUUGGGGUCACUUUUUGGACGAGUUAAAGGGCCUGAUGAAAGCCGGCUUUCUGUUUCAACGUGAGUCAUCAUGACUGAACAUAACUGCCAACUGUAUAUUUUACAACAUAAAAAUGAAUUUAAGGGUGAAAGAUUUGUAUUAUGCUUGUAAAAAUUAAGAUUCCUUUAAUAAGAAAUUCUGAUUGUCUCAGAGCUUAACGAGCUCGAGGAAACAUAUUUCUUAAAGGUUAUUUUGUUGUUUGGAGAAAUUUGAGAUGAUUCCACCGCUGCCGAAUGAAAACAGAAUACCUUCCACGGAGCAGUGAGUGCUGUAAAUAAGAGCUUAACACAUUAUAAUUUCAUGUUUCUUUGCACCACAGUCAAAUGUGAAUUGAAAUUAAACCAAUUUGAAAUGAA